AAGACAGAUUGUUUUCUGGCAGGCUUACCGGUAGGCCCUAUGCGUAUAUCUGGACAUACUACUUGACACCAGAAGCCGUUGGACUGGUUUAGUGACCGCUGGGUGCCGCCUGUGGGUGAAAACACGGAAGAGUUCAUUCAAGGAAUUUAGUAUGAGAGCAGUAAGAGCGCGUUUCGACUCACUCACAGAACAAGCCAUCAGCUCAGGCAAAGAAGCUCCCAUGAAACCAACCGAAUGUGCUUGCAAAUCGCUGUUCCGCCGCGGCUAAAAGCUGAGAUGUACGGAAACGGCAAACUUUAUGGAAUCAUCCUGAUAUAUUCCUCACUUUCCAGGAUUGUAUGUGGCGAGAAAUCGGAUAACGGCUGUGGUCACUCCAUUCAAGGCCCAGACAGCGGUGUCCUCUCCUCCAGGCAGUACCCUGGCACCUACCCCAAUAACUCCUUCUGUGAAUGGAGGAUCCGCCUGCCUGAGGGGAGCGCCAGCAUCACCAUCAAGUUUGCCGACCUCAGCAUCGAGUCUCGGGGCUGCGAGUCUGACUAUAUCAGGAUACUGCAGGGUUCGGGCCGAAGCGAGCAGGUGUUGGGACCGUUUUGCGGUGACCUGAAAUCUGCGCCCUCACUGCUGAAGCCCCUGCGCGUAGACGGCAGUGAGAUUCGAGUGCAGUUCCGCAGCGGACAGCACAUCUCAGGCCGAGGGUUCCUGCUGUCCUACGCCUCGGGGAACCACAAAGAUCUGCUUACAUGUCUGGACAAAGGCAACCAUUUCUCAGAUGCUAAGUACAGGAAGUACUGUCCGGCCGGAUGCCGAGCCGUGGCUGGAGAUGUGUCUGGGGACGUCUCCCAGGGGUACAGACACACAUCGGUGCUCUGUAAAGCAGCCGUCCACGCUGGGGUCAUCUCGGAUGAACUCGGCGGGGUCAUAUCUGUGGAGGAGCGGAGCGGCCAGAGCCACUACCCAGCCGUCAGAGCCAACAAGAUCCAGUCCAAAGACGGCUCUUUGUCCGAGAAGCUCUUCACGUUCGUCACCGACGACUGUAAGAGGCAGGAGAUCCUGCAGCAUGUGGCUGUGAAUGACAGCUCCUGGCAGAGGGCUGCUGGUGCUGGUGCUGGAGCUGGGGAUGGGCAGCCAGCUGACUGGUCCCCCAAUGACACAGAUCCCGCCUCCCCCAGUGUGCUUUGGACCCCCGACCAUGGCGGCCACGCCAGCCAACCAUGGCUACAGCUGGACCUAGGGGAGAAGAAGAGGAUCACAGGAAUCCUAACGACAGGUUCUCCCUCCACCGACCACUAUGUGAAAAGCUACAAGGUGGAGUACAGGGAGAGGAACCGCUGGAAGCCGUACACUCAGUACAACAGCUCCGAGCCCCUGGUGUUUGAGGGGAAUGUGGACAGCCACCAGCAGACGCGGGGCUCCUUCCAGCCUGCCAUCGUGGCGCGUCACCUGCGCCUCCUGCCCCAGGCCUGGAACCAGCAGGUGGCCAUGAGGGUGGAGCUGUUGGGCUGCCCAUACGUGAGGAGCAUUCCUCCUGCUGUGACGCUCAUCGUGUCGGAGAAUGCAGUGAACUCGUCCUCCCAGGUCACCCUGGAGACGCUGCCCACCAGACCUGAAUCGGCGGGGGGAGACCAGGAGAGCACUGAGCCUCUGCCCAUCUCCCCUCUCAUCGACUUCGUGCAGUUGGUGAUCGUCAUCGUCGUGGUUGCGGUGCUGGUGCUGAUGCUGCCGGUGUGUUUCUGCGUCUACAAGGCCCUGCAGAAGAAGAAGACCAAGGAGAGUGGGUACGGAGCAUCAGAUGCACAGCAUACAGGGUGCUGGAAGCAGAUCAAGCAGCCGUUUGCACGGCACCAGUCCACUGAGUUCACCAUCAGCUACAGCUCCGAGAAGGAGCCCAUCCAGAAGCUGGACCUGGUCACCAGCGCCAUGGCAGAAUACCAACAGCCCCUGAUGAUCGGCACGGGCACCGUCAGCAGGAAAGGCUCCACCUUCAGGCCCAUGGACACAGAGGCUAAAGAGGACUCCAGCGAUGCCCCCUCGCACUAUGACUUCUUGAGCACUGCCAACCAGUACGCCCUCCCCCUGACCAAUCAAGAGCCGGAGUACGCCACGCCCAUCAUCGAGAGACAUGCCUUCCGUAAGGAGGCCUUCGUACCCGACCAGAGCUACAACGUGCCAGGCGUGGUCCUCAACAAGACGCCCUCCUUUAAAGCCACAGAGAACGGUGUCUGCCGCAAGGGUGGGGCAUCCCAUUCGGGGGGCUACCAGACCCCCCAGGCCAAAGUGGACCGGCCCAAUCCCUCAGAGGGGGUCUACGACAGCCCCAAAGUCAGGCGGCCCGCGGCAACCAGUGCGGCUGUGUCGAACUACCAGAGGCCUCAGGGCAAAGCGUCGGUGCUGGAGUGCUACUCCAGCCCACGGGACUGUGUCCGACUGGGACAGCCCCCCUCUUCUCACUGGCCCGACGCGGAGGGCAGCUCGGACCCCUCCACACAGAGCGGAACUAACUAACUGUGACCCACACGUGAACUGCUUUUAGACUGACCUCAGCAAACACCCACAGACUCUCCUACUAAGUUAUUUACAGUUUUUGGUUGUCAACAUUGUUGUUGUUGUUGUUGUUGUUGUUGUUGUUGUUGUUGUUGGGGGGUGUGGUGCUAUGUGCUUGCCCCAUCUUGGGGCUCUAUGGACUGGCCUCUUGGAUGCCAUGCAGAUUCUGCAAAACUGUCAUGGUGUCUGAAAUUCUGUAAAUAGGAUUUUAUUCCUUCAGGCUAAAGGUUGAACAUCUCAGAUGUGUUUUAAUGUUUUAUAUCUCUGUAUGCGGCAUGGUGACCUUUAUUUGAUGCUUACUUUCAGGAGCAGAGGAACCUGUCUUCAUAUUUGCUGUGAUCUUCCACUAAGAUGGCCAGAUGUGUUUCCUUCAUCUCAAGAGAAACUGUGAUGUUGUGUGUGUCUCUUUGUGGCUCUUUGUGGCUGUUAAGAAUGUAACCAAUCACCACCCUCUUAGUCCUGAUCUAGUGGUGUACAAAUAUCAGCAUCUCUGAAGCAAGGCUGCAGGGCUGUACCCUACCAGUGUCAGAAGGCGUGCGUGCGUGCGUGCGUGCGUGGAGAGGAUGAUUUACGGGUCCCCAGCGAGCCUUGCUGGAUGCAGAUUUAUGUGGUGGAGUUGUCUCUUAACAGAGCGUCUGAAUGGAGCCAGCACUCUUGUUUUUUGGAAGACUUAUGAGCGUCCCUCCCCUUGCGAACACACACACACACACACAAGGUCUCUGAGAGGACUCUGUGUGUAUGGGGUCAUCACUACUCUGCCCUAGUGCCAACAUUGUCAGGCAUCAUUGCAGGUGGUACCAGAUUUGCAAUGACUGAGUCGGUGUGUGUGUGUGCGUGUGCGUGUGCGUGCGUGUGCGUGUGCGUGUGCGUGUGUGCGUGCGUGGUCAGAGGCUGGUGACUAGGAUGUGUGCUUACAGUGCACCAGAAGUGCAACUUGUUGUCAGCUAGACACACACACACACACACACGUGCCCAACCUGAUUUGUACUCCUGGUUUAUUUUAAGCCAUGAUGAAUGUCACUGGGCAAGAGUGUUCUAUUGUUUGGAGGAGUGAGUAGAGUAUGCCAAUUCUAUUGUGAAUUGGAGAGGUAAAAAAAAAAAAAAAAUGUUGUCCUGUAUUUUGUAUUUAAACACCUGUCAAUCUGGUGAAGCUGCUUUUGUGUGAGUUGGCUUGACAGAGUGGGGGUGAACAUUUGAGUGGGAUUGACUGGCCUUGGGAUGGCUGUAUGGCUUUUUAAUUUCUGUGAAAUGUUGGGAGAAAUGUGAUGAGGAUCAUAAAAAUGUCAACUACU
Messenger RNA from Clupea harengus (Atlantic herring), 3833 nucleotides. RefSeq names its product discoidin, CUB and LCCL domain containing 1 (gene dcbld1). Gene Ontology annotation, molecular function: signaling receptor activity. Lineage: Eukaryota; Metazoa; Chordata; Actinopteri; Clupeiformes; Clupeidae. Gene Ontology annotation, cellular component: plasma membrane. The record is from RefSeq and is a predicted model, not a curated record.